Malurus melanocephalus (red-backed fairy wren) is the source of this 2451-nucleotide messenger RNA. It is a transcript of the gene ST7L, whose product is annotated as suppression of tumorigenicity 7 like. The coding region runs from base 196 to 1899 and encodes 567 amino acids. Gene Ontology annotation, molecular function: protein binding. The transcript has 16 exons. Lineage: Eukaryota; Metazoa; Chordata; Aves; Passeriformes; Maluridae. The record is from RefSeq and is a predicted model, not a curated record.
GCAGGAUUCCCCGGACCGGGAACACGGCGGUGGCGGAGCGGCCGCGCCCCGGAGCCCCCGGGAAUGCCGGUUGUGGUGUGGGGAACGAUCGGGCAACGCUCCGCUUUGGAGCGGGGAUGAACGAGCUGUCCGCUCCGGCGGAGCCCCGCCCCUGCGCUCGUCCCGCCCCUGUCCCGGCGUGCCCCGUGGGCGGCGAUGGCGGAGGGCAGCGGCAGCGGCAGCGGCGGCGGUGGUGGUGGUGGCGGUGGGAGCGUUCGGGGGCCGCCGUGUCCCGGAGCGGCCGCGGCGUUCCGGCGCUGGGAGCAGCUGCGGCGGCGGGCAGCGACACCCUGGGCCCGCGGGCUCCUGGCUGUGGCCGCCGGGCUCGGGCUCCUGUAYGCCGUGCUGCGGGUCCCGCUGCGGCUCCGGGACGGCCUGGCCGCCGUGACUGUGUUCUUAAGCACUUUGACUCCAAAGUUCUACUUUGCGCUAACAGUGACUUCAUCUUUUAUAUCUGGACUCAUAUUUGUGUUUGAGUGGUGGCACUUCCGAAAAUAUGGCACAUCUUUCAUUGAGCAGGUUUCUGUGAGCCAUCUGAGGCCCCUGAUUGGGGGUGCAGAGAACAGCCCUCCAGCCCCAGCAGCUUUCUCAGCAGGGGAGAAUGAGACCAGCAGGCAGAACAUGCCAGAGUGCAAAGUGUGGCGAAAUCCUCUCAAUCUUUUCAGAGGGGCAGAGUAUAGCAGGUACAUGUGGGUGACUGGGAAGGAGCCUCUUACUUACUAUGACAUGAAUUUGUCAGCUCAAGAUCACCAGACCUUCUUCACCUGUGACACGGAUGCCCUUCGGCCUUCAGAUACAGUUAUGCAGAAAGCGUGGCGAGAGAGGAACCCGCAAGCCCGGAUUAAAGCUGCAUAUCAAGCCCUAGAGUUGAACAAUGAUUGUGCUACUGCCUAUGUCCUCCUGGCUGAGGAAGAAGCAACAACGAUUGUGGAUGCUGAGAAAUACUUCAAGCAGGCUCUGAAAGCAGGAGAAAUGAUUUACAGAAAAUCUCAGAACUGCCAUUCCCAGAGCCCCCAGCACGAAGCACAGCUGAGAAGAGACACCAAUGUUUUGGUGUAUGUGAAAAGGAGACUAGCUAUGUGUGCCAGGAAACUUGGAAGAAUACGAGAAGCAGUAAAAAUGAUGAGAGAUUUGAUGAAAGAGUUUCCACUUCUCAGUAUGCUGAACAUUCAUGAAAAUCUCCUGGAGGCCCUUCUGGAGYUACAGGCUUAUGCAGAUGUCCAGGCAGUUUUAGCCAAGUAUGAUGAUAUCAGUCUUCCCAAAUCAGCAGCAAUAUGUUACACAGCAGCCCUGCUAAAAGCCAGAGCUGUUUCAGAAAGGUUCUCCCCAGAAACUGCCUCCAAAAGAGGGCUUAGUACAGCAGAAAUUAAUGCUGUGGAAGCAAUUCACAGAGCUGUGGAAUUUAACCCUCAUGUUCCAAAGUAUUUACUAGAAAUGAAAAGCCUGGUGCUGCCUCCAGAGCACAUUCUGAAGCGAGGGGACAGUGAGGCAGUCGCCUAUGCCUUUUUUCACCUCCAGCACUGGAAGAGGAUAGAAGGGGCUCUAAAUCUGCUGCACUGCACAUGGGAAGGCACAUUUAGGAUGAUCCCAUACCCGUUAGAGAAAGGACAUCUUUUCUAUCCCUACCCAAGCUGCACAGAAACAGCAGACAGAGAGCUGUUGCCAACUUUUCAUGAAGUCUCUGUUUACCCCCAGAAGGAACUUCCCUUUUUCAUCCAUUUCACAGCAGGCCUGUGUUCCUUUUCAGCCAUGCUGGCCCUUCUUACCCACCAGUUCCCUGAACUGAUGGUCAUUUUUGCAAAAGCUGUGCUGCGGGUGCUGUGGCCCGUGAGUGCUCCCAGCGUUCUGGCCUCCAGCUGAAUGGACUGCACCACAGUGUUUUGGGACUCUCACCCUUCAGCUUCGCUGUGGAACACACUGAGGUCCUGCUGCUGUCCAGCCCCUGGCAUCUGCUAACUCCAGUGUGACUGGAGUGUGUUUUCCAUGAUAGUUUGAUUUUAUUCUCAUGAGCCUCACUUGGUGGUUGGCUGACACCCAGUUGUGGGGGCCAAGGAAGAAAUCUGGGCUUUUCAAACUGAUAUCCUUGACAGGCUUCCAUGUUGAUGGCGCUUAACAUAUGAAUUUCUUCUUUGGCCUUAAUCUGUAAUCAUCUAAGAAAAUAGUUUUGUUGAGCAAUAGUUUAUUGCUCUCUAAAUCACUUGGACAACUGGAAGCUCAUACUUCCUCUGUAAAAAAGGAGAGUACACAAACUGAGCAGGUGUUUGGAGUAUUGAUACUUCCUUCUCAGCUGCAGAUGCAGUAGAUACUUGGCUUAGAUUUAAUUUUAUAAGCCUUUUUCAAAAUGUUUGUUAACCGCAAAGUAUGGUUCUGCUUUCUUUAUUAAAAGGUUGCUACUUAACACAUUGAAUUUGU